AAUUGGAACCACAACAUUUCCUAGUCUGCGAUCAAAAGCUCACAUUGAGAAAGAGAGAAGUGGAGAAGUCUUUCACAGCAAAAAAAAAAAAAAGUAAAAACCCCACCGGAGAAAAAGAAGAAGAUGUCGUGGCAAUCGUACGUUGAUGACCACCUUAUGUGCGAUGUCGAAGGCAACCACCUCACCGCCGCCGCUAUUCUCGGUCAAGACGGCAGUGUCUGGGCUCAGAGCGCCAAUUUCCCUCAGUUGAAGCCUGAAGAGAUCAAAGGAAUCACCACGGACUUCGAGGAGCCUGGGUUCCUUGCCCCAACCGGUCUAUUUCUCGGUGGAGCCAAGUACAUGGUUAUUCAAGGUGAACCAGGAGCUGUCAUCCGAGGCAAGAAGGGACCUGGAGGCGUUACUAUCAAGAAGACGACUCAAGCCUUGGUCAUUGGCAUCUACGAGGAGCCCAUGACUGGAGGGCAGUGCAACUUGGUUGUGGAAAGGCUCGGGGAUUACCUCAUCGAGUCUGACCUCUAAAUUUUCAGUUUCAAAGUCUUCUUUUUAACUAAAAAAUGCUCUUUGUCAUUGUGAUUGAAUCGUUGUGCUAUCAAAACGCAAAUCAAUUUGAAGCCUUGGAACCAAUAUCUUGUUGUUGGUCUUUGUUACUGGGUUUGUGUCUCUUAUGUAAUGGCAUUUGGAUCAUCUUUUUUUAUCCCUUCAUAUGUAUUGUGUUUUUUCUUUAGAUUU
Molecule: messenger RNA, 729 nt
Organism: Brassica rapa (field mustard)
Lineage: Eukaryota; Viridiplantae; Streptophyta; Magnoliopsida; Brassicales; Brassicaceae
Product: profilin-1
Cellular component (GO): cell cortex
Molecular function (GO): actin monomer binding
Source: RefSeq, a predicted model, not a curated record